This is a messenger RNA of Aspergillus eucalypticola CBS 122712, 1609 nucleotides long. RefSeq names its product putative biotin-dependent 2-oxo acid dehydrogenases acyltransferase. Gene Ontology annotation, molecular function: acetyltransferase activity; lipoic acid binding. The record is from RefSeq and is a predicted model, not a curated record. Bases 125 to 1453 code for a protein of 442 amino acids. The transcript has 3 exons. Lineage: Eukaryota; Fungi; Ascomycota; Eurotiomycetes; Eurotiales; Aspergillaceae. Gene Ontology annotation, cellular component: mitochondrion; cytoplasm.
UGCCAGUGAUCCGGUGCCAGGCACGACCUCUUCCUCGUCGAGGAUUCCACGCCGCCGCCGCUCUGUGGGGUGUGAAGUCUCAGGUACUGAAGGAUGUUGGCGAAGGUAAGAUAAUUUUGCCCAAAUGACCGUCUUUCCACAAUCUUUUGGUCAUGAUACAUAUAUAUACCCUUCCUUGUCAAUUGUUUACAUUACAUUUCCCACAGGGAUAACGGAGGUCCAAAUAAUUCAGUGGUAUGUCGAGGAGGGCGCAUACAUUGAAGAGUGGAAACCACUCUGUCAAUACCAGUCGGAUAAAGCCGUUGAUGAUAUCACCUCGAGAUACGAAGGCGUCGUCAAAAAGCUCCAUUUCCAAGCAGACGAUACGGUACCGACAGGAAAGGCGCUCUGCGAUAUAGAAGUUGAGAACGGGAAAUAUCCGGAUGAUAACCCGCCGCCUGUUCCAAAGACAGAACCGAUAGAACCAGCACCGGCCAGGUCUCCUCCUCUAGAAGCUCCGUCACCACAGCCUACACAAGCUACUACACCUGCACCAGUAAACGGCUUCACAAAUAACAAGCCGAGAUCACCUCAUGCGACAUUGGCUACCCCAGCGGUCCGUGGCAUGCUGAAGAUCCACAAUGUGAACAUUGAAGAUGUACAAGGGACAGGCAAGGAUGGGCGCGUCCUCAAGGAAGAUGUGCAGCGCUUCAUCGCCGAGCGAGACCAAGCACCUUCAACACAGCCCACUGCUCCGGGGAUGCAAGAAGAGACCGCGGUCAAAUUAACACCAAUUCAGAGUCAGAUGUUUAAGAACAUGACAAACUCCCUCAGCAUCCCGCAAUUCCUCUACGCUGACGAACUCAACGUUAAUAACGUCAUGGCUAUUAGAAAGAAGCUAGCUAACGACCCUAAAGACCCUCAAAAGAUCAGCCUCCUCUCCUUCGUCAUCAAAGCCAUGUCCCUGGCUUUGAACGACUACCCGCUUCUCAACGCAAAGAUCGAUACAACCGAUCCGGCCAAACCACAAUUGAUCAUGCGGGCAAAACACAACAUCGGCGUCGCCAUGGACACCCCUCAAGGCUUGUUAGUCCCCAAUAUCAAAGACGUCGCCGAUCGCUCCAUCCUAGAUAUUGCCGCGGAAAUCCUACGGUUGAACGCACUCGCGAAAGAAAGAAAGCUCACACCCGCCGACCUCAGCGGUGGCACAAUCACUGCCUCUAAUAUCGGAAACAUUGGAGGUACAUACGUCGCACCGGUAGUCAUACCGAACGAGAUGGCCAUCCUCGGCAUUGGCAAAUCCAGAACAGUACCCAUCUUUGAUGACGCUGGUCAGGUUACAAAAGGCGAGCUCGUAAAUUUCAGCUGGAGCGCCGACCAUCGCGUGGUGGACGGUGCCACGAUGGCCCGGAUGGCUAAUCGCGUCCGGGAACUCGUCGAGUCACCGGAGCAGAUGCUGUUGAACUUGCGAUAGCUUAUACAUAGAGUUAACCCCCUGUCUGAUACCUGCAUCUGCGGUAGUGAUUAGCGCCGGCUCAAUGCCACAUAGCAUAGAUGACUGCAAAUGAAAACAUGUAUUUUCGCCCUGCUCGGCUUUGAGCAAGCUGGGUUGUCAGCCAUUGAUGUCCAU